Neltuma alba is the source of this 1047-nucleotide messenger RNA. Its product is annotated as pistil-specific extensin-like protein. NCBI's taxonomy places the organism in Eukaryota, Viridiplantae, Streptophyta, Magnoliopsida, Fabales, Fabaceae. Bases 1 to 1047 code for a protein of 348 amino acids. The transcript has a single exon. The record is from RefSeq and is a predicted model, not a curated record.
AUGAUGCAGAAUUCAGAAGAUCACGCCAGUUCCACUGACCAGCAGCCGUGGCCGGAACCACCGUCUAUCUUGCGCCUAAAGGACGAAUAUGUGGCACCAGAGCACGAAGAAUUGGUUCGACUUACUCUAGCAACCGGUUCCAAUUACCAGUCGCCGCCACAAAAGCCACCGCCUCCUCCUCCUCCUCCGGAAUUUCCUCCCCAUCCGUCUCUUCUACAACUAAUGCCUCCAUCCUCCUCCUUCGCAGGAUCAUCGGAACCACCGCCUCAAUCACAACCCCGUCUUUCUUUCUUACAACUGUUGUCUCAGUUCUCCUCUCAAUCACCGGAACCACAGCGUUUCAUUGCUUUACCGUCAUCCCAGUUUAAUAACAUCUCUAACCUACAGCCUCCAUUCCUUCCAGUGCCGGCGCCACCCAUAUCACAACUCCAUCCGUCUCUUUUACUGCCUUCAUCCUUCUCACAGCCACCGGCAGAUGAAACAUCAGAAGGCCAAGCUCAUCGUCGGCCCAGUGCCAGACGUCCACGUAACUACAAGAAGCCAGGAUGGGAGCCCACCAUAAAGCCACCAUAUCCAUGGGCUUCAAACAUUAGGGCAAAGGUUUUAAGCAUGGAGGAAUUAAUAUCCAAGAAUAUGAUCGUAAUAAGUGGGGAGGUUUAUUGUAACGAGUGCAAGAAGCAGUUCCAGAUGGAGUACGAUUUGCGAUCCAAGUUCUCUGAAGUUGUUAGCUUCAUAGCUGGGAAUGUGGGAGGUAUGCAUAAUCGAGCACCAGAUGUUUGGUUAAAACCUGGGGGCUUAGACUGUAAGUUGUGUGAUAGAAAAAAGUGUGUUCAACCAGUGAUCCCCUGCAAGAAGAGAAACACGAAUUGGCUUUUUCUGUUUUUGGGGCAAAUGAUUGGAUGUUGCAAUCUCUAUCAUCUCUGGUACUUCUGCAAGCAUAACGACAAACAUAGAACUGCAACCAAAGAUCGAUUGGUUUAUUCAGCAUAUGCCACUUUGCACUCUCAAUUAGAUCCCAGCAAAGCUUCUGAUCUGUAUAAUAACUAG